AGCUAAUCCAUAUUAGCAGAAGAAAUUGGCUGUCAUCAUUGUCUUUGGUGAGAUCUGGAGCAUACUUUAUUUGGGACAUGCCUCGGGAGAUGACACCUUCCCACAGAAGGAUAUAUAAUGAAUCAGAAAAGACUGUCCUGAUUUGACGGAGGCUAUGAGACAGGGCAUGUUACCAGACAUGAGGACGGAGACUCGGUACGUGUGGCUUAUGACGUUCUAUUGAAUGGGAACACUGAAGCACAUGAAUGCGGUGGGGAGAGAAGGUGAACUGAAUAAUCUGGAUUCUGGUCCCUGAAAUCCUUAGUGAGGAGGAGACAGCAGAGACUCUGGGUUCUCAUAGACCCACCUUAAAGACAUACCCCAUGACAAACUCAGAAGAGGGAAAUCAUACUGUCACAGAAUUCAUCCUCCUGGGAUUCGGGACUCUUCCUGAACUGCGAAUCCUGUUUUUCCUGCUCUUUCUCUUGAUCUACACUGCAACUGUGGCUGGGAACAUCCUCAUCAUUGUGUUAGUUGUGACUGAUCAGCACUUUCACACCCCCAUGUACUUCUUCCUGGGGAACAUGUCCUGCUUGGAGACCUGCUACACCUCCGCCACCCUGCCCAGCAUGCUGGCCACUCUCCUCACUGAGGACACAACUAUUUCAUUUACUGGGUGUCUCACACAAUAUUAUUUCUUUUGUUCUUUGGUUGCUACAGAAUGCCUUCUCUUGUCGGUGAUGUCUUAUGAUCGGUAUGUAGCGAUAUGCAAUCCAAUGCACUAUACAGCCCGUAUGAGUGGUAGGUUACACCUCCAGCUUGCAAGUGGCUCUUGGACAGGUGGCUUCCUAUGUGGUGGCGUAAUAACAUUGUCAAUAUCACAGUUAACCUUCUGUGGUCCCAAUGGUAUUGAUCAUUUCUUUUGUGAUCUUAUCCCCCUGAUAAAUCUCUCUUGUAAUGACCCUCAGAUGAUGGAAAUGUUGAUUUUCACACUCAGCUUGAUUUUCUCAUUGGUCCCAUUCCUGCUUACCUUGAUGUCCUACAUCUGCAUCAUUGCCACCAUCCUGAGAAUCCCGUCCACCACCGGGAGGCAAAAGGCCUUUUCCACCUGCUCCUCCCACCUCAUUGUGGUGACCAUUUAUUAUGGAACAUUGCUAAUAGUCUACAUGUUCCCAACCACUGACAUCCUCAGAGACUUCAAGAAAGUUCUCUCUGUUGUCUAUGCUGUCCUGACUCCCCUGGUAAAUCCCCUCAUUUACAGUCUGAGAAACAAAGAGGUGAAGGAAGCCCUGAGGAAAGCUUGCAGGAAAUUUGUAUUUGGACAAUGCUAA
Mauremys reevesii (Reeves's turtle) is the source of this 1310-nucleotide messenger RNA. Its product is annotated as olfactory receptor 11A1-like. NCBI's taxonomy places the organism in Eukaryota, Metazoa, Chordata, Testudines, Geoemydidae. Gene Ontology annotation, biological process: G protein-coupled receptor signaling pathway. The coding region runs from base 363 to 1310 and encodes 315 amino acids. The transcript has 3 exons. Gene Ontology annotation, molecular function: olfactory receptor activity; G protein-coupled receptor activity. Gene Ontology annotation, cellular component: membrane. The record is from RefSeq and is a predicted model, not a curated record.